This is a messenger RNA of Symbiodinium sp. CCMP2456, 2145 nucleotides long. The record is from the annotation of a GenBank genome assembly. NCBI's taxonomy places the organism in Eukaryota, Dinophyceae, Suessiales, Symbiodiniaceae.
AUGAUGAAAUUCAUUCGCAAAAGAUCAGCCAACGCUAAAAAUGAUAUUCUUAGUGGCCUAACGGUGGCCCUGGCCCUGGUGCCCGAGGCGGUUGCCUUUGCCUUUGUGGCGGGCGUAGACCCACUGGUGGGUUUGUACGCGGCAUUUAUGGUAGGCCUUAUUACAUCGGCAUUUGGCGGCCGACCCGGCAUGAUCAGCGGGGCCACGGGAGCUUUGGCGGUGGUUAUGGUGAGCCUGGUAAGUAGGGGAAAUGCCAUGGGCGCUGAAGGCGAGAAUAUGGGCCUGUACUACCUUUUCUUAACCGUUAUUUUAAUGGGCGCCAUACAAAUGUUGGUGGGCGCCUUUAAGUUGGGAAAGUUCGUGCGCCUUAUACCGCAUCCGGUUAUGAUGGGUUUUGUAAACGGUUUAGCCAUUGUGAUUUUCCUUUCGCAGUUGGGCAUGUUUAAAACGGUAGUGAAUGGCGAAAAGCAAUGGCUCAUGGGCGAAAAACUCUAUCUGAUGCUCGGUUUGGUUGCACUAACCAUGGCCAUUAUGUAUUUCCUGCCCAAGCUUUACAAGCGUUUGCCCGAGGCGCUAAUCGCCAUCUUAGUGGUGUCGGGUAUUGCCAUAGGCUUUGGCUUAGACGUUUCUACGGUGGGUAGUUUCAUCCGCGAAGGCGGGGGAGAAGGCAUAAGCGGUGGCCUGCCCACUUUCCAAUUGGCCAUAUUUGAAAAAAUUCCCUUCACCUGGGAAACUUUAAAGUUUAUAGGACCCUACGCUAUUAUUUUGGCCGCCAUUGGCCUAAUUGAAUCAUUAAUGACCUUGAACCUGGUGGAUGAGCUUACCGAAACGCGCGGCAGUUCAAAUCGCGAGUGUUUGGCACAAGGGGGCGCCAAUAUUGUUACGGGCCUUUUUGGCGGCAUGGGCGGUUGUGCUAUGAUUGGGCAGUCAAUCAUCAAUAUAAAGUCGGGCGGAAGAGGCCGCCUGUCUGGAAUAGUUGCGGCACUGGCGCUUUUGAUGUUUAUUCUCUUCGCAGCGGGAUUAAUUGAAAAAGUUCCCAUUGCUGCGCUGGUAGGCGUGAUGUUUAUGGUGGUGAUAGGCACCUUUGCCUGGUCUAGCUUUCGCAUUCUCAAUAAAAUUCCGCUGAGCGAUGCCAUUGUUUUAAUCAGUGUUUCUGCUUUAACCGUAGUGUUUGACCUGGCCAUUGCCGUUAUGGCCGGAAUUGUUAUGAGCGCAUUGGUGUUUGCCUGGGAAAGCGCAAAACGCAUCCGCGCACGCAAGCAUUUGAAAGAGGAUGGCACCAAGGUUUAUGAAAUUUGGGGGCCCUUGUUUUUUGGCAGUGUUAAAGCUUUUAAUAGCAAGUUCGACAUCCAGGGCGAUCCCGCCAAGGUGGAAAUAGACUUCAUUGAGUCAAGAGUGGCCGAUCAUUCAGCCCUGGAGGCGUUGUACAAUUUGGUAGAAAAAUACGAAGCCGCGGGCAAGCAGUUAACCAUUCGCCACCUGAGCGAAGAGUGCCAACGUCUGAUGAUGAAAGCCUCGCCCAAAUUGGGAAAGCGCAAUCAGCUGGUACGGUUGCUCAUUGAAAAGGGCAUCAGCAGCAAAUCAGUACUCAAGGCCAUUGGUAAAAUACCAAGACACCUGUUUAUUGAUAGCAGCUUUGAGGAGUUUGCCUACCAAGACAAACCAUUUCCCAUUGCGGCCGGCCAAACAAUUUCGCAGCCCUACACCGUGGCUUUUCAGUCGGAAUUACUGGCGGUAAAAGCGGGCGAUAAAGUACUUGAUGUUGGCACGGGCAGCGGCUAUCAGGCGGCUGUGCUUCACGAAAUGGGCGUUAAGGUGUUUAGUAUUGAGCGCCAGAAAGAACUCUUUGACCACACCCGCAAUCUCAUGCGAAAGCUGGGCUAUACCUUUCACAUGAAAUAUGGCGAUGGCUAUAAGGGAAUGCCCAGUCAGGCCCCGUUUGAUGGCAUAGUAGUAACCGCAGGAGCGCCCUACAUUCCCAAACCGCUGGUGGAGCAGUUAAAACCCGGUGGGCGACUCGUUAUUCCCGUGGGGCAAAACGUUCAAAAAAUGAAAGUGCUUACCAAGCAAAAUGACGGCAGGCUGGUGCAAAAAGAAUAUGGUGAGUUUCGCUUUGUUCCCUUGCUGGAAGAUAAAAACGGCUAA